AUCCCAUCUACCGGCGUUCCUCGAUUCUCCGUCGUCCCUCCGCUGCCGUCGCAACCACAACCGUCUGCCUCCUCUAUAGCUCUCGAUUCAUUUGUUUGAAUCCAUACUUUGAGAUAUACAGGGCAUAAUGUGACCCAGAUAAUGCUGUGUACAGAUUUCCUUGAUACUGUGAACCAUUGUGAUUAUUAGAGCAGCCUAGCAAACAUGUAUUAGAGUCUUGUUACGUGUGGGAGAAGCUUAGAACAUGGCAUCUUCAGAUGACGAGGGAGAGACCUUGCCAGAUGCCGUCUCCGACUACUAUUUUUGUGACGGAGACGACGAACCCCUUUCAUUUGUCAAGUUACCUGUGCAAUGGAAUGAGAAUGAGAGAUCAAUCUCUGAUGCUCAACCCAUUUUUUUGAGUGGCACUGCUGAUAAUGGUCUACAAAAAUUAUACAAGCAGGUCAAAGCAUGGAAGUUUGACUUCUCAAAAGAUAAUCCUGAGAUUUCAGUGUGUUACAAAGAUAGCCAUUGGUUCAAGCUUCAAAAGCCCAGGAAGAGUUAUGAAAAAGAGAUUAGGACAAUUUUGAUCACUGUGCAGUGCCUAUACUUCUUUAAAAGCGAACCAGAAGCAUCAGGGAAAGCUUUAUGGGAUCACCUCUCUAAAGUUUUCAGAUUGUAUGAUGUCAGGCCUUCGGAGAAUGAUUUGGUAGAUCAUAUGAACUUCAUUAAAGAAGUUGUAAAACGGGAUGAAAUGUUGGCACGAUCAAAGUUUUUAGCUGCGUUUUUGGAGAAUCCCAGAAAGAGGAAAGAUCCCGAUGAGAAUGCUGAAAUUGCUACAAAGCCCAGUUUUAUAGUUGAUGAUAUGAAUGACGAUGAACCCCAAGAUGAUGACUUCAUCGCAAAACAGACUGAAGAUAGCGAGUCCGAUGAGGAGGAUGAUCAUUUCGAUUCAGUUUGUGCAAUAUGCGAUAAUGGUGGUCAACUUACCUGUUGUGAAGGGAAAUGUUUUAGGUCAUUCCAUGCAACUAAAGAUAUUGAGGAGGCAGAAGAGUCCAAUUGCCAAUCUCUUAAUAUACCACCUGAAUUUGUGAAGGGAUCACAACCUUUUCGUUGCGAGAAUUGUUUGUAUAGUCUACACCAGUGUUUUGUUUGUGGUGAACUAGGGUCUUCUGACAAAUCUUCGGUUGCAGAGGUUUUUCGUUGUAGUUCUGCAACUUGUGGCCAUUUUUAUCACCCACGAUGUGUAGCAAAGCUACUCCAGCAAGAUGAUGAAGCUGAGCCACAGGAUCUGGAAAAAAAGAUUGCUGUGGGGGAACCGUUCAUAUGUCCUUCCCACAGAUGUGUUGUCUGUAAGCAAACAGAAAAUGAGAAGGUGAAAGACUUGCAAUUUGCUGUUUGCAGGCGAUGUCCAACAUCAUACCACAGGAAAUGUUUACCGAGGGAGAUCCUGUUUGAUCAUCAAAUUGACGAUGACGGUGACGAUGAUAAUGAUGACAUACCCAGGGCUUGGGAUGAUCUUUUGCCUAAAUCCCGUGCAUUGAUAUAUUGCUUACAACAUGAAAUCGACGGGGAAAUUGGCACUCCUGCUAGAAACUUGAAAUUUCAAGAUAUUUUAAAAAACAAGACAGACCAACGAUCCAAAAAGAAGAAAGUUGCAGUCACGGAGGCCGGUACAGAUUCAGAAAUCACAUUCAAGAAGACGUCUAUUCAGAAGUCAAAGAAAGGCAUCAUGAAAUCUUCUGCUGUUAAACCGGAAAAUUCUUCGAAAAAGAGAGCGAACGUUUCAUCUGGUCCGGAAUCCUUGAAGAAAAAGAAAAUAGUGGAUACCAAUAGAAGCUCUUUGAGGAGGACAUCAUCAACAAAAGUUAAGACACCGAGCUCGAAUGAUAACCAACCAUCCUUGGGUAGUAGAUUGUAUGAGUAUAUGCAGAAAGGGACAGAAUCAAACGAGUUGGAGAAGGAUGACCCUUCUGUUGUUGACGAUAAGCACACCAUGGCAGCCAAAGCUUUACAGAAGGAAAUUUUACCUCCUUUAGAUGCUGAUUCAAGACUGAGAAUUUUGGCAUUAAUGAAAGAUGCUGCUUCCUCUAUAACAUUGGAUGAGGUAAAGAAGUACCACAAAGGAAAAGUACCAUCUACACAUGCACAUUCAUCAAGAGUGGACAAAUCCAUCAUCUUGGCCAGGGUGGAAGGUUCCGUGGAGGCUCUUCAUGUAGCUUUGCAAAAAAUUGAAAAAGGAUGCAGUAUUGAGGAUGCAAUGGCUGUCUGUGAGCCUGGGGUCCUUGGCCAGAUAUCCAGGUGGAAGGAAAAGCUCAAGGUGUACCUUGCACCAUUUCUGCAUGGAAUGCGGUAUACAUCCUUCGGUCGCCAUUUUACGAAAGUGGAAAAACUCGAGAAGGUGCUUCUUGUUGGUGAUCUACUUAUUAUUGACAAGCUUCAGUGGUAUGUUGAAGAUGGUGACACGGUGGUUGAUUUUUGUUGUGGGGCAAAUGACUUCAGUUGCCUUAUAAAGAAGCGGCUUGAUGAAAUGGGUAAAAGGAGGUGCUCAUACAAAAACUAUGAUAUUACUCGACCCAAGAAUGAUUUCAACUUCGAGAAGAGGGAUUGGAUGACAGUUGCUCCAAAGGAAUUGCCUCGUGGGUCUCGAUUGAUCAUGGGAAUAAACCCUCCGUUUGGAAAAAGUGCUUCUCUUGCAAACCAAUUUAUAGAGAAGGCGCUUCGCUUUAAGCCUAAGAUUCUUAUUCUUAUCGUUCCCCCAGGAAGUGAAAGGUUAGAUAGUGAACAGCAGAAAAUUCCAUAUGAUCUGAUCUGGGAGGAUGUUAAAUUGUUAGCUGGGAAGUCGUUUUAUCUUCCUGGAUCGGUGGAUACAAACGACAAGCAAAUGGAUCAAUGGAACAACACUCCUCCGCCACUAUACCUUUGGAGUCGCGCGGAUUGGACUAGCAAACAUUUAGCUAUCGCUCAUCAGCAUGGCCAUAUAUCCGGAGUACAAGAUGAUGACAAUCUCGGUCUUUCAAAUGAAAACAAAGGAAUAGGAGUUGGUCUUCCCGUCCCCCUCGAUGAUCUUCCCGUUACAAACAAAGUUUCUGAACAAACGACAGAUAAACCAAAAACCGACAUGAAGAAAGGUAAAAAAGAAAGCCCAUCGCAUUAUGACGAUGGAACGGAAACUAAAAGGAAGCAGAUCGUCAAGGAGAAAACUAAUCAGAAUUCUAGCAAGAGAAACGAUCAUAAUCAAGAAUUCAAAAGGGCGAAACACGAUGAUAAGCGUUCUCCAGAUCUUUCUCGUCAAGAUCAUGCUCCAAAGCACGAAGAUAGGUGUUCCCCGGCUCCUCCCUCUCUAGAUCAAGCUCAGAAACAUGACGAUAAGCUUUCUCUGGCUCCUCCUCAUCAAGAUGAAGGUCAGAAGCACGACAAAAAGCGUUAUCGGGAUCCUUCCUAUCAAGAUGAAGCCCAGAAGCACGAAGAUAAGCAUUCUCCGGCUUCGUCCUGUCAAGAUCAUGCUCGGAAACUCGACGAUAAUCGUUCUCUGGUUUCUUCCCGUCAAGAUCACGCUCGGAAACACGACGAUAAUCGUUCUCUGGUACCUUCCCAUCAAGAUCACCCUCGGAAACACGAUGAUAAUCGUUCUCCGGUACCUUCCCAUGAAGAUCACGCUUGGAAACAUGACGAUAAGCGCUUUCCAGCUCCUUCCCGUCGAGAUCAUGGUUUGAAACACGACGGUAGUCAUUCUCCGGCUUCAUCCCGUCAAGAUCACGGUCCAAAACACGACGAUAAUCGUUCUCCAGCUCCUGGCCGUCAAGAUCAAGCUCGGAAACAUGACGAUAAAUGUUCUCCUGCUCAUGAAACUAUGCAUUUGGAAGUAUUUGACCAACAUUUGGAGAGGAGGUACAACUCUCCCACUGCGGAAUUGGGUAAUAGCUUUCAGAAUGAUGCUGGGCCAUCGUUUGACCACCGUUUGGAGCGGAGGUACAACUCGAUCACUGAUGAGUCGACUUUUAGUUUUCAGAAUGAUCUUGACCAGCAUUUAGAGAGGAGGUACGGCUCGACCGCCGAGGAACCGUUUCUGGGAACAACAUAUAGGCGGCUCGAUGGUGCAAAUCUCGCAACCCCUGGCUAUUCAACGAGACUGGACCACAGUCCGUAUCCUGCCUACGAUAGGUUCGCUCGGGGAUCUUAUCUCGAGGAGAUUAAUACAAGGGGUGGUGGUGGCUAUAUGAUGAGUCAUCACGAGAAAGGGUUAACGCGGUAUGGUCCUGCAGAAACCGCACCGUAUAACCGGACUUCCACAUCUACAACGCAGCGGUAUGCACCCAGGCUCGACGAGCUGAACCACACACAAAUUGGACGGCCAGAAUUAGAUGAGUUGAACCACCCGAGGAUGGGUAUGGGCUGGCAGGGACUGGACGAGCUGAACCACCCUAGGAUGGGUAUAGGGCGGCCGGAACUGAACGAGCUGAACCACCCUAGGAUGGGUAUAGGGCGGCCGGAACUGAACGAGCUGAACCACCCUAGGAUGGGUAUAGGGCGGCCGGAACUGAACGAGCUGAACCACCCUAGGAUGAGUAUGGGGCGGGGGGCUGAACCGUCUAUCACUAAUCAGAGGUUGAUGAGUUAUGGUCCAGCCCUGCAUGGACCUGGGUUCCAUACGGAUUCGACGGGAUUUGCCUCUGGUCCGUACCACAGGUAUUCACAACCUGACUCAUCAUCAGGUGGUUGGCUGAAUGAGUGAUCAAAUUUUAUAUAUUGUAUGAAUCUGCAUCGUGAAUUUUUUCAAAAUAAUAAUUUAAAGACGUUGUAUGUUUGUUGUUAAAUAACUUAGUUUUUAUUGGC
Messenger RNA from Cynara cardunculus var. scolymus (artichoke), 4815 nucleotides. RefSeq names its product protein ENHANCED DOWNY MILDEW 2-like. The transcript is spliced from 21 exons. The record is from RefSeq and is a predicted model, not a curated record. The coding region runs from base 245 to 4714 and encodes 1489 amino acids. Lineage: Eukaryota; Viridiplantae; Streptophyta; Magnoliopsida; Asterales; Asteraceae.